Drosophila hydei is the source of this 5833-nucleotide messenger RNA. RefSeq lists its product as uncharacterized. NCBI's taxonomy places the organism in Eukaryota, Metazoa, Arthropoda, Insecta, Diptera, Drosophilidae. Gene Ontology annotation, molecular function: protein binding. The record is from RefSeq and is a predicted model, not a curated record.
UGUAAAUGUGCGCAAUCUGAACCAGGACGACAAAGUGUAUGGUACUAUGCCCAAUCCCAUAAAAUCGGCACAGAACGCAUACAAGAAUCAGCCCGGUCGCAUCGAGGACUAUACAACUGGCCAUUCGUCCGUUUCGGAGAAGGAGAAGAAGGAGAAUUUGGAGCAAUCGAAGCUAUCGCCCGCAUACACGGAAGGCAAUUUGUCAAGAGCGCUGGCCAAGGAGUCUGGCUACACCAGCGAUUCCAAUCUAGUCUUUCGCAAAAAGGAGCUGCCCGUUAGCAGUCCGCUGAGUCCCGUGGAGCAGCGCCAGGCCUACAAGAGCUUACAGGCCGGUGGCGAGCCGCCUUUGCUGGGCUUCCGUAAGCCAGCGCCCGAGAAACCCAAGGUAGAAAUUGUGGAAGAGUUUGAAUUUAUACAGAUAACGCCUACGCUCACCAAGAUACGCGUGAGCACCAAGCCACUAGAGGAGCCUAAGGAAGAGCCACAACUGCCAGCAUCAGCUCCAACACCACCACCCUCCCCUCCACCACCACCACCGCCACCGCCACCGCCGUCGUCUUCGACCUCCGCUAGCAAAAUGUUUACGCAUUUCUCCAAGAAUCUGCCCUCGUUUAUACCGCUAAGCAAGAAGCAGCCGCAGCCGCAGCCGCAGGAGACGCCGCCUCUGCCGCCGCAUCGUCGCUCUUCCUGCACGAAGAGCACCGUGCGCGUGGAGAAGAUCACAAGCAGCUGCUCCAAGUCGCGUCAUGAUCAAUGCUUUCAGCCACCUGGCGGCAAUGGCAAUGUCAACACUAUUAGCCUGCGCAAGGUCUCGAGCGCACGGCGUGAGCCCAUUUGCCGCUCCAAGUCCGCGGGCGCUGUGUCCACAUUGCUGGCCACGCUGACGGCCACCAAGGAGACGCGCAGCAAGGAUGGCUGCCUGUUGCGCGUGCAGCAGCAGCAGCAGCAGCAGCAUCAUCAUCAUCGCUCGAUCAGUCCCAGUCGUCGUCCGGCGCGGCUGCUGGCGCUGCGUCAUUCGAGCCGCAGUCCCGUCGCCUUUGGACGCAGCAUUUCCAAGGAGCGCAGCUUUGCCGAGGAGAAGAAGCGCUUGGAGAACACGCUGCCAGCCAGCCGCACCAACUUUGAGGCCAGCACGAAUAUAUUGAGGGAUCCCUCGCUCAAGUCGCCGCAGGAGGUGCGCGAGGCGGUGCGUUCGUAUGCGACGUGCAAGGCGCAGCAUGCGCGCAGCAAGUCGUUGCCGCGCUUGCGCCACAGCACCGUCAGCACCACCACGCGGCACACGAUGUGCUUCCCCCAGGUGCGGCCGCAGAAUCUGCUCGACUGUGGUCGCGCCCUCAAGAAGGUGUUGCCCGCGUGCAGCAAGGCGCAGACUCGGACCGUUGCCACGUUGCAUCGCAGCGCCUCGAACGAGAGCUUGCCGCGCAGCAACUCCACCUACUCGAUUGAUUCGGUGGUGCGGCAGGAGUAUGUGCCCAUAGCACCGCCCAAGACCUAUGUGGGUAAGUCGAAGCCAGCCAAAUCGCUGCCAGCGCCGCUGCAAACCAGCCGCAGCGAGGGCCAUGUGCCACGCAAACGUGCCAGCAGCACCACCAAAACCGGCAAAACCACUGCUAAAUCCAAGCCAGCUGUAGCACAGCAAUCCUACAGCGAAACGGUGCGUGAGAAAACCCACUUCUGGAACGAUUACAAUGCAAAGCAGAGCCACAGCCAGAGCCACAGCCAGACCCAAACGCCCCACUCGCUGCCGCAGCUGAUCAAUGGCGGCACCGCUGACUACAAAUACUGUUCGCUGGUGGAGCCCGGCUACGGCGAGGACAUCUAUGACUGUGCCGCCCAGCCGCCCUCCAGUUGCAUCGAGGAUCUCGUGUGGAAGUACGAGAACAAGGCACAGCCGAGCGCUAGCCGAGCUCAGCCAGUGACAGACAUUGCACGGCCGCAGUCGCCUGAGGUGGUGCAGCGGCGCUUUUCGCCCACGCGCGAGGUGCGCGUGCCGCAGACCCAGCAGCGCGAGGUGCGUUCGCCUUCGCGUCGUCGCAUCGACAGUCUGCGCUCGAGCCAGCGGCAGGACAAAGAGCAGCAGCAGGCGGUGGCGCGUGCCAGCAGCCUGAGCAGCGCCGACGAUCGCAGCAAGCGGCAGCAGAGUGGUGCAGACGGCGCCGCCACGGGCGGCCUCUAUCAGUGCGGCGAGCUGGCGCACAGUGCCACCUCGCUGGUGCACCUGGAGCGGCACAGUCCGAGCUGUCGGUAUCGCAACAAUUGCGAGCGCUUCACCGAGCUGAAUCGCUUCUACAGCACCUUGGAGCGCGUGGGGCAGCUGGAGCGCGCCACCUCGGCUAGCAACUUUCAUCCGUUGCGCAAGGAUGCGGAGCUGCUCGACUUCGAUGAGUGGCGCAAGGUGCGUCUGCACGAGCGCGCCGAAAAGGAGCUGCAAUAUCUGAUGGGCAAGCUGCAGUCGGAUCAGCGCGAGCGCGAUUUGCACUUCCGCUCGAAGGACGUCAGCGAAAUCAAAUGGCGGCACGAUGCGGACCAGGCGCUGCAUGCCAAGCAGAAAUCUGUGGAGGAUUUGCGCGAGAAUUUCGAGCAGCUGCAGCUGCUGAAGCAGCAACUGCCGCCGCCGCCCGUGCAGCGUCAAUGGCGGCGCAAUACUGUGGCAGAUCUGGCGAGCAGCCUGGAGCCACAGCCCCCAGCCGAGCGACACUUGAACAAUGAUUUGGUUAGCACGCUCUCCAAGGAUCAGAUCAAGAAGAUCACACAGCAGCUGAAUGAGAUCUACGCGGGCAACAGGAGAGCUGCCGUGGAGGAGCAGUAUGUGGUCACCGUCGAGAAGGACUCGAAGCCCAGCAGCCAGGCGAACAGCCUAAAGGUGCGCUGCAACUCGACCAUUAGCAAGGAGCAGUUGCUGGGUCCAGUGCUGCGCAAGCGCGAGGAGCAGCAGCAGACGCAGACGCUGCCACGUGCCACGCGCAGUCAGUCGCCGGUGGUGGUGGCACGCGAGACGCGCGGCGCCAUAGCCGCCAAGAAUGCGGAGCUAACUUUGAGCAAGCCACCCGAGGUGCCGCCACGCCCCAAGCCCAAAAUCGAGGCAAAGUCCACGAAGGCCAUAGCCAAAGUGGAGCAGGCGCAGGGAGCAGAGGACAGCAAGGAGAAUCCCAUCAAUCAGAAGAUACAAUAUUUCGAGGAACGCCAGUUCGAGGAGCCCAGCAAGACCAUCUACCAUGCGCGCGAGGACAGCUCCCCGGACGAGGCCGAGGUCAUGCGUCUCAUCGAGCAGAACAUGCAGGCGAGGCAGCAGGCCAGGCACGCUCAGCUGGUGCACACGGAGCUGAGCAACUCGCUGACCGAUCUGAGCGGCAUCUACGGCGAGCGCGCCGCGGCACGUGUAAAUUUUCACUUGCACAGCCCGCCCGAGCGGCCGCCCGACGGCCAACUCGAGCCCGAUCAGCCGGCCGAGCUGCACAGCUACGCGGCUGGCUCGCCCGUCGGCAGCAUUGAGCUCUACGAUGCAUACUAUCGGUCGCGCAGCCUGUCGCCGCAGUCGCAGGUCUCCGCCUGCUCCAGCUCCUAUCUGCAGCGCGUCUAUACGGGCGAGGUGCAGAAGAUCAAGCAGAAGUUCGAGAGCAUCGAGCGCGAGCAGUCGAACGAAAGGCGCGAUUUUUUUGGGCUUAGCCAGCUGCGGAAGGCGCGCAGCGAUCCUCAAUUGAAGGCGGGAGGAUCAAAAGACGCCUCGGGCAACGCCGCGGAUGCGUUGCCAGCUGCCGACGCUGUCAGUCACAAGCUGGAGUCCACAUCGCCGGAUCGUGGCCGGCGGCGACAGCGCGGCCUGCUGAUGCCGCACAUCGACAUCAUCAGCAAAAUGGCCGAGCUGCUGCCGGCCAAGGUCAGUCCGACGCGCAGUCACAGCAGCAACAGCUGCUCCGCGGGCCACGUUCAGACGCUGCGCCAUCGUUACGAGUCGCCCGAGCCCGGCCAGAGUCUGCCGCAGCGUUAUCUAUCCACGUCGCUGGCCGAUCUGCGCGACGUGCACGACAUCUCGCCGCACCUGAGCGGCGAUUGGGUGGCCCACAAGCAUCCAGAGCGCACGCCGGCGCUGCCCAAGAAGCCCAAACGCAAUCUGGGCCUCAGAGCCAACUCCACCUCGCCCAUACGUCCAGCCAGGGCGACUCAGCAGGCGACGGCAGACAUCUUUGCCAAUCAGCAAUUCGAUGCUCACAAGCAUCGGCCCAAGGCGCGCUACGUGCCCGAUGGAGAGAGCGUAGCUAGCACGGCUACCCGGCGUUGCCCGGUCAGCAGCUUGGAACGUCUCAAGCGCAGCGCCAUGGCGGUCACGUUUAAAGACGUCAAUAUACACUUCAAGACACCACUGAGGCAUGAGUACAAGCCAAACAUAUCGGAUGAGGAACUAGCCAUACGUCAAGCGGAGCAUAUGCAAAAGUUAUAUCAGGAGGAGCGCCGACGCAAAUAUCUACAGGAGCUGCAGGACAUGAAUUCGCGACGACACACCGACAACUUUACACCCUCAAAGUCGCCGAUUGCCCUCAAUCGAUACGAUGACUUCCCCACAGACGUAACGCUUAAGUCGCUGGUGGGGCCCAAAACAGUGGCUCGCGCUCUCUACAAUUUCCAGGGACAGAGCUCCAAGGAGCUCUCGUUCCGCAAGGGCGACACCGUCUACAUAAGGCGACAAAUCGAUCCCAAUUGGUAUGAGGGCGAGUACAAUGCCAUGAUUGGAUUGCUGCCUGCUAGCUAUGUUGAGAUCAUCAGUCGCGAUGGCGCUCGCACACCCUCGAAGCGUCCCUCCGAGGGUCAGGCUCGUGCCAAAUACAACUUCCAGGCCCAGUCCGGCGUUGAGCUCUCUCUGAACAAGGGCGAGCUGGUCACAUUGACACGUCGCGUCGACGGCAAUUGGUUUGAGGGCAAAAUAGCCAAUCGCAAGGGCAUUUUCCCGGUCUCCUAUGUGGAGGUCUUAACCGAUAUUGGUGCGGAAGAUAUUGCGGCUAGAACGACAACAGUUAUCAGCACUCAGAGCACCACAAAUUUGCGUCCAAAUCUGGACGUCUUGCGCACAAAUAUCAAUAACGAGUUCAAUACGCUAACCCAGAAUGGUGCACAUCCGCCCAAUGGCAUACUGAAGGAGUCGCGCACGCUGCACAAGACCGAUGCACUCCAUGUGGACACCAGCUCCGAGCCACUGACCUAUCGCGCCUUGUACAAAUACCGACCACAGAACUCUGAUGAACUGGAGAUCUUAGAGGGAGAUCUGGUGCAUGUUCUAGAGAAGUGCGACGAUGGCUGGUUUGUGGGCACCUCGCAGAGAACGGGCUGCUUUGGCACAUUCCCCGGCAACUAUGUGGAACGUGCCUGAGCACACAAACAAACAAAGUUAUAUAAAAAAGUGAAUCUAAAUGAAGAAGCGUUAGGAACCGUUACGAUAUUUGUCUUUUGUCUUUGGCAGCCAAAAAAAAAAAAAAAACAGAAAACAAAAAAAUCCAAAGAGUCUAAGAAAAAGUUAAAGAUGAAAAUUCAACUCUAAACUUAAUUUGUAGGCCAAGGCAAAAGCAAUUAUUAAUUAUUUAUAUAAAUUAUAAAAACAUUAUAAUUUCAAUUGUUGUUAAAGAAAAACAUAAACAAAUAUCAGCUGCUUAACUUUGCCGAUGUUUUUUCUCUUUUAAUUUAAAUAAUGUACAACUAUUUAUUUAUUUUUAAACAAAUGUUGAAAUUAUGUUUAUUUAUACAAAAAGAAAACUGAAAAAAAAAACAAGAAUUAUUAACCAGAAGUUUGAACCACACAACCCACACACACACCAAAUAUCGCCAGCUAAACUUAAAAAAAAAA